AUUUGCAUUACGUCUUAAUUUUUACUGUUAAGACAAAAAUGGAAUAAAUCCUAUCGCAUUGUGCUAUAAAAAAAAAACUAUUUGACGACUGAUAUCGUAAUUCCUUUUUUUAAUUAACCAAGCUGGUGAAUUUAACCGCAAACCGCAAACCAACAGUUUAAAUGAUAGAUAUAAGUAACUGAAAGUAUAUAAAAGUGCACGAUGACGGUUGGGUAAUCACAGUUAUGGACUACGAAUCGAAAAGUUUGGAACGCUUGGUGGUCUUUGACUGCGACAUUGGUUCGGAUGAUGCUUGGGCCCUGGCUAUGUUACUAAGGGGUGAAGAGUUGUCCUUGCCCGAGGGAAGACGAUACAAACUGGCUGCAAUUACUUGUGUUCAGGGUAACACGGAUUUGGAGAAUGGAGCCCAGAAUGCCCUAAGAAUACUCAAAUUACUGAACAGACAGGAUGUACCUGUUUUUAAGGGCUGCGCAAAUCCUAUAAUACCCCGAACUUGGCGCGAUACUUCACGCUUCCAUGGCAUUGAUGGCUUCAAGGAUGUGGGCAACUAUCCGGAAGUUAAUGAUCUGCAGGGCCAACUACAGCAGGAGCACGCCGUUAACGCCAUGUAUCGGUUGGCUUGUUUGCAUCCGAAACAAGUGGACUUCCUUCUGUGCGGCCCACUUACUAACUUUGCCAACUGCAUUAACCUCUAUGGUGAUGGUUUUCUGGAAAAGAUUGGUGGGGUGCUCAUCAUGGGAGGAAAUAUCUAUGGCCGGGGCAACAUAAUGAAGUGCGCUGAGUUUAAUUUCAUGAUGGAUCCCGAGGCGGCACACACUACUUUGGAACGAGUAAGGGAACCACCGUUGAUCCUACCCUGGGAACCCAGCAUUGAUGAAGAUUUUCACUUGACGCUCGACUGGAGGCUUAAUGUGCUGGGGUCGGUGGACCAUCCCUUUGUGGAACUGCUGACCAGAGUGGAGCGAACAAUGAUGGUGCCACGAGGCAUUAAGAAGUGGCUCAAUCCCGACGCCGCUCUGGCAGCCACCUAUCUCUUCCCAGAGGCUAUGAUUGCCGAGCAACUGGAGUACCAUGCCACUGUGGAGCUAUGCGGUGUUCACACCCGUGGGCAGAUGGUACUGGAUCACCUGCGAGGUCGUCGGGUGGACACCAUUCAUGGAAAGAAGAACAAUGUGCGGAUCAUAACCCAUUUGAACAGAGAACCGUUUCGCACUAUUAUAGCCUGGACGGGAUUCCUUCCACAAGCUGAUAUCUCAAAGCUUUGCAGCAGUAACAUGACUGAAACAAAGUGAAUUCUAAAGUUCAUUUGAAGCC
Messenger RNA from Drosophila gunungcola (fruit fly), 1314 nucleotides. RefSeq names its product pyrimidine-specific ribonucleoside hydrolase RihA. NCBI's taxonomy places the organism in Eukaryota, Metazoa, Arthropoda, Insecta, Diptera, Drosophilidae. The record is from RefSeq and is a predicted model, not a curated record. Bases 225 to 1292 code for a protein of 355 amino acids. The transcript has 2 exons. Gene Ontology annotation, molecular function: hydrolase activity, hydrolyzing N-glycosyl compounds.